AUGGAGCUUGAAAAUAUUGCCAUAAUGUAAUAAAUAUCGUCAUCCUUAUUUGCAGCUAUAACAGCUAUGCUUUUAAAAUUAGUCUAAGGAUUAGAUUUUAACUAAACUCUAUAUUUAAGAGCGUUAUGUAGUUUCAUUUUUCUUGUAUGUGCAGUCAAGCAUUAUAAGCUACAGACUUGCAACUUUGAUUAGAAGAAUAUGCAAAGCUUAAUAUAGAGAGGAAUGCUAGCGAGCUUUGGUGCUUUCAUGUAUUUCAAAGGAUUAGAUCUAGUAUUAGUCUCUGAAUCUAUAAUUUUGAAUAGAAUGUCUCCACUAUGGACUUCAUUCAUUUAGAUUGUGAUUUUAAAAAAGGAGCAAUUUAAUUUCAGAUUAUUUUUGAAUAUGCUGCUUUGUGGUUUAGGUAUAUAUUUAGUCACAAGAAAUAAUACUAAUAAAAAGUAAACGAAUGAUGUGGAAAAUGAAUAUUAUCAUAUAAUAGGGAUAAUACUUAUAUUGUUGGCAUCUAUUUCUUAAGCAAUUGUAAACAUUUUAAUUAAAUAAAUGGAUAAAUAAGUAUCAUUUUAUAUCUAAAUUAGGUGGAUAGUUUAGUAAUCUCUUGUUAUCAAUCCUUUUUUGGAAUAAUCUUCCCUUCAUUUAAUUCAAUAAUAAAUGGAUCUACGUAAAUUUUUUGAUUAUAUUAGUUAUAUAAUACCUUCUUUAAAUGAAACUCUAAUGAUUUUCAUUAUUACUGUAGUAUCUAUUUUAGCAGGAUAACUAUAGGUAUAAGCUCUAAGAUAGGGAAAAUUAAGUGUGAUCUCUAAUGUUAGUUAAAUUUAAAUAUUAUUUGGUUACUUAAUAGACUUUUUUGUUUUUAAGAUAAAAUUUAGUGGAAAAUAGAUUUUAGGAAAUAUAUUAUUAUUAUUUUCAUUAAUUCCUCUAAUUUGGAAAUGA
Molecule: messenger RNA, 930 nt
Organism: Paramecium primaurelia
Lineage: Eukaryota; Ciliophora; Oligohymenophorea; Peniculida; Parameciidae
Source: the annotation of a GenBank genome assembly